AUGGAACUGUUCUAUACUUCUUUCUUUCUUUUUUGUUCUUUGCUUCUUUUUUCUUUCUUUCUUUCUUUCUCCUUUCAUUAUUUAUCUCUCUCUCUUUCUUUCUUUCUUUCUUUGUUUUGUUCUUUCUUUCUUUUUAUAUUCCAUUCUUUAUCCUUUUCUUAUCAUUAUAUUCUUUCUUUCUUUUUGUUCUUUCUUUCUUUCUUUUUAUAUUUCCUUCUUUAUCAUUUUUUUCGUCAUAUUUUUUUCUUUCUUUUUUCAUUCAUUGAUGGAUUUAUUCUUUCUUUCUGUCAUUCUUUCUUUCUCGCUUUCUUUCUUUUGUUUUUUUUUCCUUUUCCAACAGGAACAUUUUACUUCAAUUUUCUUUCUUUUUUCUUGCUUUCUUUUUUUCAUCUUUUUUUUCUUUGUGUCUUUCUUUCUUUCUUUCUUUUUUUCUUUCAACUUAUUUUCCAACAGGAACUUUUUAUUACAUUUUCCCGCUACUUUGUUUUUCUUUCUCUCUCUAUUUUUUCUUUCUUUCUUCCUUUUUUCUUUUUUCUUCCUUUUUUCUUUUUUCUUUCUUUUUGUUCUUUCUUUCUCCUUUUCUUUUCAUUAUUUUCUUUCUUUCUUCUUCUUUCUUUCUCCUUUUCUUUUCAUUAUUUUCUUUCUUUCUUUCUUUCUUUUCCUUUUCUUUUCUCCUUUUUUCUUUUUUCAUUUUUUUUCUUAUUUUCUUCUUCUUUCUUUCUCCUUUUCUUUUCAUUAUUUUCUUUCUUUCUUUCACCUUUUCUUUUCAUUAUUUUCUUUCUUUCUUCUUCUUUCUUUCUCCUUUUCUUUUCAUUAUUUUCUUUUUCUUUCUUUCUCCUUUUCUUUUCAUUAUUUUCUUUCUUUCUUCUUCUUUCUUUCUCCUUUUCUUUUCAUUGUUUUCUUUCUUUCUUUCUUUCUCCUUUUCUUUUCAUUAUUUUCUUUCUUCCUUUCUUUCUAUAUUUUUCUUUGUUUUACAACAUGAACAACUUACCCAGUCGCUCGCUCGCUCGCUCGCUCGCUCGAUCUAUCUAUCUAUCUAUCUAUCUAUCUAUCUAUCUAUCUAUCUAUCUAUCUAUCUAUCUCAGACAAUUCAUUCUUGUCGGUCUAUAUCUAUCUAUCUAUCUAUCUGGGCCUUCUCUCUCUCACUAUUCUUUUUCAGCCAGUUACUCACUGACUCUAUCUAUCUUUCUCUCUCUCGCUCUCUCUGUAUAUAUAUAUAUAUAUAUAUAUAUAAUAUUCGCCUAUCUAUCUAUCCUAUCUAUCUAUCUAUCUAUCUAUCUAUCUAUCUAUCUAUCUAUAUAUGUUCAUUUUCAGCCAGUCACUCCUUCGCUUAAUCUAUCUAUCUAUCUAUCUAUCUAUCUAUCUAUCUAUCUGAAAUAUAGAAAAUAA
Molecule: messenger RNA, 1389 nt
Organism: Acanthosepion pharaonis
Lineage: Eukaryota; Metazoa; Mollusca; Cephalopoda; Sepiida; Sepiidae
Source: the annotation of a GenBank genome assembly